CUGCUAGAAGUGACACACACUGACCCUGCACUUCCAGCCUGUGUACUCCUAGAGGGAUCAGAGGAGGGAUCUGUCACCUGAGGCGGGGCUCAUCUUUGCAUAUCUUGGGUUGCUUGCUCUCAUCAAAUUUUCACAACAUAAACACAUGAAAUGUAUUCUUGUCCUUUUUCCAUGAGCUCAGCCUGGUUGCAGCAAUCAGGAUCUGGGCAGGUCUCCCUGUGAGCUCUGAUCCUCACCAUCAUCCUUCAUGAAAGUUGGCUGCAGCUGUUCAGGACAUCCAUCCAUGUGCUGACUGCUCCUGGGACUCUGCAUGAUGAAUGGAUCGGAAGAAAUCCAUCACUUUGGCUUCAUUGUGGAUACCAUCUCGACCAGCCAGGUUGUGAUUAAAAAUAUUGAGCGAGAACUCCUAUGUCCUUCCUGCAAAGAACUGUACACCCAUCCCUUGAUUUUACCAUGCCAGCACAGUGUCUGUCACAAGUGUGUGAAGGAACUCCUCUUCCUGACUAUGGAAGAUUCCACCGAUGUCAGUUCAGAAGCUUCAACACCAGGAAGUCCACGUGUUCGGAUUCAGUCACCUAGUGUGGAAAGACUCGACCGACUUCUCAGAUCAGCCACACAUCGGAGCUCUUUUGUAAUGAGAAGCAGAGGUUCUAAACGCAAUUCACUGACUCCCAAGAUUACAACGCUGUCAUGUCCUGGAUGUUUACGUGAUGUGGACCUCGGCGAGCGUGGGAUCAAUGGGCUUUUUAGGAACUUUACACUGGAGACUAUUGUGGAACGUUAUCGACAGGCGGCUCGGGCUGCCACUGCAAUCAUGUGCGACCUUUGUAAACCUCCAGUUCAAGAGUCCACUAAAAGCUGCCUGGAUUGCAGCGCUAGCUAUUGUAACGAGUGCUUUAAAAUUCACCAUCCCUGGGGAACUGUCAAAGCUCAGCAUGAAUAUGUUGGACCUACAACAAACUUCCGACCAAAAGUGCUUAUGUGUCCUGAACACGAGUCAGAAAAGGUGAACAUGUACUGUGAGAUCUGCAGGAGGCCUGUGUGUCACUUGUGUAAACUUGCAGGUGCACAUGCUAACCACAGAGUGACCACGAUGAGUAAUGCAUACAAAACACUAAAGGAAAAACUUACAAAAGGUAUCGGCUAUCUUAUCAGCAAAGAAAGCCAAGUUCAGACCCAGAUUUGUGAACUGCAAAUCUUGAUAACACGCACUGAGAGCAAUGGAGAACGAGCUAUAGAGGAAGCAACUUACAAUUUUGAAAAACUGUUUAAUAUUUUGGAAGAGAGGAAAACAUUUGUACUGAAAUCUAUCCAGGACUCGCAAAGUGCUCGCCUGGAAAAGCUGCAGAACCAAAUGGAAGAAUAUCAGGGUCUUCUGGAGAAUAAUGGACUUGUGGGCUAUGCACAGGAAGUGUUGAAAGAAACUGAUCACUCAUGUUUUGUUCAGACUGCAAAGCAACUGCACACAAGGAUUCAGAAGGCAACAGAAACCCUGAAAACUUUUCGCCCAGCUGCAGAUUCCAACUUUGAAGAUUAUUUUGUCGAUAUUUCUAAGGAAGAAAAUAUGCUGAAUGACUUGUCAUUCUCUAAAGCUUUAGAUGUGCCUGAAAUUAAUGAAAAAGAAAGUAAGAUCUAUAACGGUGCUAAAAUUAGUUGGAGCCAGCCUAAUGACUCCGGUCUUGCAGACAGUUAUGUUCUGGAAUACAGAAAGCUUGACAAAAAUGAAGAUCCAAUGUGGAAUGAAGUGGAAACAACCAAUACCAGCAAAGUCCUGUCUGAUCUGGAUCUGAACAGUUCCUACUGCUUCAGAGUGCAGGGACUCAAAGGAUCUGUAUGUAGCCCCCGCAGCAGGGAGCUUGUCCUAAAGACGCCACCUGCACCAGUGUUUAGUUUCCUUUUUGAUGAGAAGUGUGGAUACAACAAAGAACAUCUCCUGCUUAAUGGCAGAAGGGAUACAGUGGAAAGCAUGGCAGGCCUUCCCCUUCUACUUGGAGCAGAGCGAGUACAAGUGGGCUCCUAUAUGUGCCUUGAUUAUAUCAUUGCUGAUGUUGGCAUCACCAAGGGGACAUACUUCUGGGCCUUCUCUGUAGAGCCUUAUUCAUACAUGGUCAAAGUUGGAGUCGCAUCUGACAUCAAAUUGCAGGAAUGGCUGCAUAAUCCACGCGACAUCAGCAGUCCAAGAUAUGAUCAAGACAGCGGCCAUGAUAGUGGCAGUGAAGAUACUGUCUUUGAUGCAUCUCAACCUUUUACCUUGGCGACUAUAGGAAUGAAGAAGUUUGUUAUCCCAAAGGCCUCUAAUGUUUCAACAGUGUAUUCUGAACGCACCAUAUCCCUUCCUAACAGAAUUGGAGUCUGCUUGGACUAUGAUAAAGGAAAAGUUGGCUUUUACGAUGCAGAUACCAUGAAAUGCCUUUAUGAGCGGGAUGUUGACUGCAUCGGAACAAUGUAUCCUGCUUUUGCCUUGAUGGGAGGUGGAGUCAUUCGUUUGGAAGAGGUCAUCACUGCAAAGCAGCUGGACUAUUCACAAGAAAUGUAAUGAAGAAAUAUCAGCAAUGAUCAGAUUGAUUUCACCAGAUAUCCUUAGUGUUUUGUUUGCACUGGUCUGUUUCUUUUAAAUGUCGUUCCACUGUUCGACUUUUUCCUGGUGACCAGUAGACUUUUGAUCAGGUUUACUUGUUUGUCUAGGCUUUCAAAACCGACUGAAAAGGGCUAUUGUAUAGCUUUUAGCUUAACAGUGAAAUGUCAGUUUGUUUUAACAUUGGACAUCACAAUUAUCUUUUGAAUGACCAUGAAUAUCCUUUUAACAGAAAUAAUCAUAUAUUCAAGGGGUUUUUAUUUCUAGUCCGUAUAAUGUAGUUAUGCUGAUCAAACUGCUCACCAUACACAGCAUUAAUUUAGUAGAACCUGCAGGGUAAUUGGUAUUAGAGCAAACCUAAUGUCUGCCUUUCUAAUCUCGUUGCCUCCACCCCAUGAUGAUCUGUGCCUUUUCAUCUACUGUUGGAACGCCACUCAGGCUCUGUUGGGUUGUAGGUGUUAGAAUUGAGGUGCUGUGAC
Molecule: messenger RNA, 3054 nt
Organism: Nanorana parkeri
Lineage: Eukaryota; Metazoa; Chordata; Amphibia; Anura; Dicroglossidae
Gene: TRIM36
Product: tripartite motif containing 36
Exons: 11
Coding region: 311-2536 (741 amino acids)
Molecular function (GO): zinc ion binding; protein binding
Source: RefSeq, a predicted model, not a curated record